GGACAAAUAUGAGAUAGGUUGGAUUGAACUAGUGGAAGAAGUAUUUGAGAAGCUGUGGACAUGUGUUUUGAAAGGUGUGCCAGGUGUAUCGGUUGUAAGUUGCUCAUCCUUGCCCUGCUCAGCAUUGCUGCCAACAUUUUACUUUAUUUUCCCAAUGGAGAAACAAGAUUUGCUUCUGAGCAUCAUCUCAGCAAAUAUGUGGAGUGCCUUCAUGGCAUUCUAGGCGGAGGCCUUUUGGUGCUCAUUCCAGCUGCAGUAUUCAUUGGACUGCACAAUGAUGACUGCUGCGGGUGCUUUGGCCAUAAGAACUGCGGGAAAAGCUGUGCGAUGCUGUCCUCAGUUCUGGCAGCCUGUGUUGGGAUCCUUGGUUCUGGGUACUGUAUAAUCAUUUCAGCACUGGGCUUGUCUCAGGGACCAUAUUGUUUUACUCAUGUAGAAAGAAACUGGAUCUAUCCUUUCACUGAAUCCUCUGGAGGGUACCUGUUAGAGUAUAAUGAGUGGUCUAAGUGUCAAGAACCUCAAAACAUCGUGCAGUGGAAUGUCACUCUCUUUUCCAUUCUCCUUGUCUUGGGAGGAAUAGAGUUCAUUCUGUGCUCCAUACAGAUAGUCAACGGUAUUCUUGGAGGAGUGUGUAGACUGUGCUGCAGCAGUGAUGAGACACUUUCUUGCUAGAAAACCAGAAAAUGAGUUGAAGUUGGUGCAUAUGCAUGGUGCAUUGAGUACCCUCUGUUGUGUUGUGUUUUGGUUUCUUAAAUGUUGCAUGUAUACUGAAAUGCACAAUUUGUUGUCAAACUGUGUGGUCACCAUCAAUGAAACUGACUUAGGGCCAUCCUCUGU
Gallus gallus (chicken) is the source of this 837-nucleotide messenger RNA. RefSeq names its product transmembrane 4 L six family member 1 (gene TM4SF1). Lineage: Eukaryota; Metazoa; Chordata; Aves; Galliformes; Phasianidae. Gene Ontology annotation, cellular component: membrane. The record is from RefSeq and is marked validated.